This is a messenger RNA of Anopheles maculipalpis, 564 nucleotides long. RefSeq lists its product as uncharacterized. NCBI's taxonomy places the organism in Eukaryota, Metazoa, Arthropoda, Insecta, Diptera, Culicidae. Bases 10 to 564 code for a protein of 184 amino acids. The record is from RefSeq and is a predicted model, not a curated record. The transcript has a single exon.
CGCGUUACCAUGGCGAGGGUAACGCUAGCGUUUCUAGUGUCACUGGUAGCCUAUCUAGCCUACUACGCUCUACUAACUGAGGCCCAACCAAUUGGAUCACUUGUGCUAACGUCUUCCGGAUCGGGACAUUCUCCAGCUGGGUCCUCUAAUGGCGACGAAAGCGGUGAUAACGUGCAGCACGGAUGGCUUAAGGAUACAAACGCUUACCGCGCAAGAACUAAAAAUCGACAGUACGAACGGAAACAUCCAGGAUCUACCGCCUAUCAAGCAUUCCGACGGACUGCCCCACUGCCUCUACUGACCCUAAAGGAACAAUCUACCGGCAGUACAUCGGAGCUCCUAACUCCAGAAUCCACGGACCUCGGGAAAGCUGACCAGCUUCGGUUUAACUUCGCCGGAUAUCUUACCGACGGCGGACCGACCCUGCUGGACGAAGAGGACGAAGACGAUGAGAUUGGUAGUUUGGUGAAACGUUUCGACGACUAUGGGCAUAUGAGGUUUGGGAAGAGGGGUGGCGAAGGUGAUCAAUUUGAUGAUUAUGGACACAUGAGGUUUGGACGAUAG